This is a messenger RNA of Zootoca vivipara (common lizard), 7374 nucleotides long. Lineage: Eukaryota; Metazoa; Chordata; Lepidosauria; Squamata; Lacertidae. The record is from RefSeq and is a predicted model, not a curated record.
GGGCGUCGCGGAAGAAGACGUCGCUUCGCCUCGCCUUGGCAGCGAGAGGAGCAGCUUCUGCGGGGAAGAGCCGCCGGCCGCCCGCGCGGGCAGGGAAUUAUCCGCCGGCUGUGCUGAGGUGGCUUCUUCUGCUAAGGUUUGCGACAAUGGCAGACAAACUACAGAAUGCCAUAUUGCAGUGAAGCUCAACCCAACAUCAUGACUCCAGAGUCUUGGAACUGUGCCUUCAGAGGAGUAAGCAGCUUUUGGGCCUCUUCGACAGAAAUGGACCUAAGGCUUAUUCACAAGCUCACCAAGUUAUCUUCUUAUAUUGACAACUGCACCAACAUUGAAAAAUGGGCGUGAACUAAGGGCCAUCGGAGCUCUGGUGAAGAAAUGCAAAUAAGAAUGCAUCCAAUUGCAAUGAAACAACAUACUCUUCUGGGAAAUGAAGUGACCCUAAAGAGUUCAGAUCUGCCUUGAUUGAAGUGUGACAUAAAAUGUUACAGCAGCUUUGCUUCUCAAAAUGGUUAGCGAUAGGGAUUGCAGUUUCUGCUGUCUUCAUGGAUUCUUUGGCCCAGAAUGAUGAUGACUGCAAGUUGGCCAGGGCAGGUCCUCCAGCAACAAUAGUUCCAAUUGAUGAAGAGAGUCGGAAUGGCACAAUAUUGGUAGACAAUAUGUUGAUCAAAGGUACAGCAAGAGGACCUGAUCCCACCAUUGAACUAACAUUAAAGGACAACGUAGACUACUGGGUUAUCUUAGAUCCUAUCAACCAGAGGCUUUAUCUAAACAGUACUGGACGAAUUCUCGACCGAGAUCCACCAAUGUCCAUUCAAUCUAUUGUGGUUCAAGUCCAGUGCGUUAACCGAAAAGUAGGAACUGUUAUCUAUCACGAAGUUCGGAUUGUAGUGAGGGACAGAAAUGAUAACUCUCCCCAGUUUCAGCAGCAGCAGUACUAUGUAGCAGUCAACGAGUUGACACCAGUUGGAACUACCAUCUUUACAGGAUUCUCUGGAAACAAUGGUGCCACAGACAUAGAUGAUGGUCCCAAUGGACAGAUAGAGUACGUCAUCCAGUACAAUCCCAGCGACCCAACUUCAAAUCGAACUUUUGAUAUUCCUCUCACACUGUCUGGAGCAGUAGUUUUGCGUGAGAGGCUAAAUUAUGAAGAAAAAACACGCUAUUUUGUCAUUGUCCAAGCCAAUGACCGAGCUCAAAACCUUAUGGAACGAAGAACAAGUACAACCACCCUUACUGUUGAUGUCCUUGAUGGGGAUGACCUUGGACCAAUGUUCCUUCCAUGUGUAUUAGUUUUUAACACUCGGGAUUGCCGGCCGCUCACUUACCAGGCUAGCUUGCCGGAGCUCACGGACCCUGCACGUGUGAACCCAAUCAAUGUCACACCAACUAUACAAGCUAUAGAUCAGGACCGAAACAUCCAGCCUCCUUCAGAUCGGCCAGGGAUCCUCUAUUCCAUCUUAGUUGGGACUCCUGAGGAUUAUUCACAGUAUUUCAGUAUGAAUGCGACAACUGCUGUACUCAGCCUCCUAAAGCCAAUAAACAGGGAUUUGCACCAGAAAUUUGAUUUGGUUAUUAAGGCAGAACAAGACAAUGGCCAUCCUCUUCCAGCAUUUGCCAACCUACAUAUUGAAGUUCUAGAUGAAAACAAUCAGAAGCCUUACUUCACAGAAGCAGCGUACGAGGGCUUUAUUUUAGAGUCCUCCCCUGUGGGUACAACGAUCUCAGAUAACCAGAACUUGACGUCUCCACUGCAGAUCAUAGCUUUGGAUAACGAUGUAGAAGAGACAAAGGACCCCCUGCUCCAUAUUUUUCUAAACGACUACAACACAUUUUUCACUGUGACUCAGACUGGCAUAACUCGCUACCUCACCUUGCUUCAACCAGUUGACAGGGAGCUCCAACAGCUGUACACCUUUUCGAUGAUAGCUUCUGAUGGUGUUCAAGAAAGCCCCCCAGUCACAGUCAAUAUUGUUGUGAUUGAUGCAAAUGAUAACUCUCCAACCUUCUCCAACAUAUCAUAUAAUGUCAAGAUUUACACAGACAUGAGGCCUGGAGAAAGCGUUAUCAAGCUCACUGCCAUGGAUGCCGAUGAAGGUUCAAAUGGGCGGAUCACAUAUGAAAUCCUGGCCGGAGAUCCGGGAGACUUUGUGAUCAAUGAUCAAACAGGCCUUAUCACUAUUGCUCCAGGAAUUGAAUUGGUGGUAGGACGCUCCUACGCCCUCACUGUCAAAGCAUCUGACAGUGCUCCUCUUGCACAGAGAAGGAGCUCCAUCACUACUGUUUACAUUGAAGUUCUUCCUCCAAAUAAUCAGAGCCCACCCCGCUUUCCACAGCAGAUGUACAGUCUUGAACUUAGUGAGGCCAUGAGAAUUGGUGCCAUUUUGCUAAAUUUGCAGGCAACUGAUCGAGAGGGUGACCCCAUAACAUACGUCAUACAGAAUGGAGAUCCUCAGCACGUAUUUAACCUUUCUCGAACAUCCGGACUUCUAGCCUUAGGAAAGCCUUUAGACAGAGAAAGCACUGAUCGCUACAUUUUGAUUGUUACAGCCUCAGAUGGCCGACCAGAUGGGACAUCAACUGCUACAGUGAAUGUGGUUGUAACAGAUGUAAAUGACAAUGGGCCAGUCUUUGAUCCUUUUCUGCCUAAGAACCUUACAGUACUAGAAGAGGAAGCCAAUGCAUUUGUUGGUCAAGUGAGGGCUACUGACCCAGAUGCUGGAGUAAAUGGUCAAGUCCGUUACAGUUUGGCAAACUUCAACAAUCUUUUCCGCAUAACAUCCAAUGGCAGUAUUUACACUUCAGUGAAGCUAAAUAGAGAAAACAGGGACUAUUAUGAACUCAUUGUUGAAGCAACAGAUGGAGCUGUGGAUGCCCGCCGUACAACAUUAACUCUGGGAAUCAAAGUUCUGGAUAUUGAUGACAACAGCCCUGUGUUCACGAAUGCUUCCUAUACAGUGACUAUUCCUGAAAACCUGCCCCCAGGCAGCGUCUUCCUACGUUUAGAGGCUAAGGAUAUUGACCUUGGAGCCAAUAUUACCUAUGGAAUACGAACCCGGGAAGCGUUGCAGUAUUUUUCAUUGAACAAAUUUAACGGGGACCUGUCACUUAUAAAGUCCUUGGAUUUUGAGUCAUUUCCUGACCCAGAUGCAGCAUUCACUUUUUUAGUGGAAGCCUUCGAUAUUGGGGGAACAAUGCCUCCAGGCCUUGCUACUGUCACUGUGAGAAUAAGGGAUAUGAACGAUUUCUCCCCAGUAUUUAGCAAACCUCUGUACAGGGGCAUGGUUGCUCCUGAUGCAAUCAAGGGCACGGUUAUAACAACGGUUGAAGCUGAGGAUCUGGACCCUCCGGGGACACCAGCAAGUUGGGUGAGGUAUAAAGUGGAUGUAGUCCAGUUCCCUUACAGUGCAAGUAUCUUUGACGUCGAAGAAGAUUCUGGACGUGUGGUUACUCGUGUGAACCUUAAUGAAGAGCCCAGUACAUUAUUUAAGCUCGUGGUCAUCGCCUAUGAUGAUGGGGAUCCUGUGAAGUUCAAUACCACCACUGUAGAAAUUUCAGUACUGCAACCCUCAGUAAUUCCAAGGUUUACCCAGGAUGAAUACAGGCCCCCUCCUGUGAGUGAAGGUGCACCCAAAGGAACUCACGUUGUUGUUGUAACUGCUGCUGCUUUGAAUCAGACGAUUAUCUAUUCCAUUGUUUCAGGAAAUGAAGACGAUGUGUUUGCUAUUAAUAACAGAACAGGUGUCAUCUACGUCAAAAACCCACUGGAUUAUGAAACUGUGAAAAGCUAUUUACUUCGCGUGCAAGCAGACUCGCUACAAGUGGUCCGCUCCAAUUUACCUGUGCCAUCCAAAAGUAAUACUGCCAAAGUGUUCAUUGAAGUACAGGAUGAAAAUGACCAUGCACCUGUCUUCACAAGGAAGCAAUACAUAGGAGGCGUGUCUGAAGAUGCUAGAAUGUUCGCUUCCGUGAUGAAAGUGAAGGCGAAUGAUAAAGAUACGGGCAACUACAGUGCUAUGCAGUACAGACUCAUCAUCCCUCCAAUCAAGGAUGGCAAGGAAGGUUUUGUGAUCGAACCUUAUACGGGGCUGAUCAAAACUGCUAUGCUCUUCAAAAACAUGCGGCGGUCGUAUUUCAAGUUUCAGGUCAUUGCUACGGACAACUAUGGAAAGGGGCUGAGCAAUAAAUCAGAUGUACUUGUCUCUGUAGUCAACCAGUUGGACAUGCAAGUCAUUGUCUCCAAUGUUCCUCCUACUCUUGUGGAACAAAGCAAGGAUCAGCUUAUAGGGAUUUUGGAACGCUAUAUUCAAGACCAGAUUCCUGGCGCAAGGGUUGUGGUAGAAUCCAUUGGUGCUCGCAGAUACGGAGAUGGCUAUUCAGAAGAAGACUAUUCGAAAUCCGAUCUUAUGGUCUACGCAAUUGACCCUCAAACAAACCGUGCUAUAAUGAGGAACGAGCUGUUCAAAUUUCUGGAUGGCAAGCUCCUUGAUAUCAAUAAAGAAUUUCAGCCGUACCUUGGGCAAGGAGGACGCAUUUUGGAAAUCCGCACUCCAGAUGUGGUGGCCAAUGUCAAGAAGCAGGCCCAAGCCGUAGGCUACACAGAAGGGGCAUUGCUGGCUCUGGCUGUCAUCAUCAUCCUUUGCUGCAUGCCUGCUAUUUUAAUAGUUAUGGUCAGCUACAAACAGAGACAAGCAGAAUGUGCAAAGACAGCUCGAAUCCAGAUGGCCUUACCAGCUGGCAAACCAGCAAGCACUCCUGCCCAUAAUCUCUAUGAAGAACUCGGCGACAGCACCAUGCGUGGAUAUGCACAGCAAGAGCAACAGCAAUUGCUGAGGCCGUCCCUUCUCAGACCAGAGGAACUUUCUAUGGAAUCUGGAAUUGAUCCUGGCCAAGAGUACUACGGGCAAGAUUACUACAGUUAUGAACAUGGGUAUUAUUCAUUCUGCAUUUUCUAUACCACUUCACAACUUUACAUGCCAACCAGAGCAAGAAUCGAAAGGACUGCUUUAGGCACGGCCAAGCAGUUUUUACACUAGAUUUCUUUGAACAGCAGAGCCCAGUACCAUAUCACAAAUGGUGAAAGUCCCUUUGAAUUAAAAAUAAGUUUGCUCGUUCCCUUGGGCAGAGCCGGCCCACCCAUGGCGGCCUCAGGCGGUUGAAGUGCAAGAGGAGGUGCUCUGUCUGCCUCACCACUUCCACUGCUGAGAGGGAGGGGCUUCAGUGUGUGGCAUUGUCAGGGGACCACCAGGGGUCAGCAGGGAGCCCAACGGAUCGGUGGAAGGGCUGCAAGAUGCUGCUGCCUCAGAGCAUCGGUAGGAAGGUGGUGCUGAGGCUCCCACAGCAGUGGAGCGCCAAGGGGACACUGACAGCUCACAGGAGCAGUGGGGAAGAUCGGAAGUGUCGGACCUGAGCGCUGCAGAGGGAGAAGUGUCAGUAACCAGAGAGCCUGCUUAACAGUUUAGCAGUUCUGAGGGGGGGGGAGCUAUGUUCCUGCCCCUUCACCCCAGGAGCACAGGGGGGGGACAAACACAGGGAGCAAAAGCAGAAGCUGAGGGCUCCCCAGUUCCUGUCAUGUUGGCGCCAAUCGAAACGCGCACCACUUCCGGAUUCUGUAUCGGACUAGAGAAGUCAUGGACUUUUUAGCUCUGUCUUGUACAUAUGUAUAUAAUAAAACUCUGUAAAAACCAGCUACAGAGUUUGAAGCCUCUUACUCGUGAGAAGCUAACAAGCGCCCUUACAGGCAUUGCCACCUAUAUCUUCCUCACUCCUGGGAGGAGAAGCCGAGUGAGGGGCAACGCUUUGAGGAGCAUCCCGUCUUCCACUGAGUUUGACGAGAGCUGGGGCACAGCGGCUAAGGAAGUGGGCUGUGGUGCAGUGCACCACAGCAGGCCAGGAGGCAGCAAUUCCUGUUUGCUGCAGGCAGCAAGACGGGACAAGCCGUCCCUGCCCUUGGACAUGCCACAUGUUAUAUGUUGUGCCUUUCUGUUAUGUCUGUUCAUCUUGUAAAACUGCACUAUUUGUAGCUGCUUCCAAGGACAGGGCCAAGUACAGUGGUACCUUGGUUUAUGAACACAAUUGGUUCCGGAAGUCUGUUCAUAAACUGAAGCAUUCAUAAACUGAAGCGAACUUUACCAUUGAAAGUAAUGGAAAGUGGAUUAAUCCGUUCCAGACGGGUCCGCAGAGUACUUAAACUGAAGCGUUCAUAAACUGAAGCAUGGGUGUAAUUGGUUCCGGAAGUCUGUUCAUAAACUGAAGCGUUCAUAAACUGAAGCAAACUUUCCCAUUGAAAGUAAUGGAAAAUGAAUUAAUCCGUUCCAGAUAGAUCCACAGCGUUCAUAAACCGAAAAUUCAUAAACCGAGGUGUUCAUAAACCGAGGUUCCACUGUACAGCAUAAAAUAGUAUUCUAGUCUCCCGUUGUGACAAGAGAUGGGGGAGAAAUUUGAUUCAGUUCACCUUUAAAGUCAAACCAACCUAAGCUGCAUUUUCCAAAACAAUACACCUGGCUGAAACACAACAAUUCUUUGAAAUCUGCACUUCUCUGAAUUUUGAAAUGUCAUUCUCUGGCUAAUUAGUGUGUUCAGAAAUGAUAUGCAAGGUAAAAUGUGCAUAAAGAUGCAGAUAUUGGUGCAGAUAAUAUAGAAAAAUGCAUUAUAUUAAUGGAAAUUGCUUUGCAAAAUGUAUAUUAGACAAGAUUGCAUACGGCUAUGUGUUUAUUAGGAGAAGUUUGCAUUAAAGUUUGCCAGCCUGGGCUCCUUCAAGAGGAAGGGCAAAAUAUAAAUUGAAUGGAUAGAUAGAUAGAUAGCUGCUUAAUUUUCACGAGAACCUCUUUUUUAAAAACAAUAAUUGCAAACUGAUGGUCCAUGGGGUCACGAAGAGUCGGACACGACUAAACGACUAAACAACAACAAUUGCAAACUAAUGUGAAAUUGCAAUUGCAAACUAAUUGUGAGUAGAAAAAUAAGAAACCAAUAGAAACCAAAAUUGACUGAUUCACCCAUCCCUUGUUGUGACUGACUACAGUAGUGUCAGAGUGAUGGUUACAUUACCUACACAUGUGUAUCUUCCGUGGGCUUCAUAGCAGGUUUGUUGUGACCCCCCUGACAUUCCCCCCCCCAGUUCCUCAAAACAGCUGUACAAGAAUAAGUCUGAGGUAGGAAAACAAAAGGGCAUUUUUGUAUGUGUAUAUAUCCCUCUUUCCUCACUGCCACCAAAACCAAGAAGAUACCAUAUAUAAGAUAUAGUUUGCAGUAAAACUAUAGUAACAAGAGUACUCACUUUAAAAAAAAGAAGCAAGCAAGCAAGCUAAGGAUGAGUGAUCUUGCAUGUAUUUGUGAGUAUGCAUAACCAACAUGGAUACAAACAUAAAGGAUGUCUGU